Messenger RNA from Anopheles cruzii, 2810 nucleotides. It is a transcript of the gene Mgat4a, whose product is annotated as alpha-1,3-mannosyl-glycoprotein 4-beta-N-acetylglucosaminyltransferase A. Lineage: Eukaryota; Metazoa; Arthropoda; Insecta; Diptera; Culicidae. Bases 203 to 1939 code for a protein of 578 amino acids. The transcript has 6 exons. The record is from RefSeq and is a predicted model, not a curated record. Gene Ontology annotation, biological process: protein N-linked glycosylation. Gene Ontology annotation, molecular function: acetylglucosaminyltransferase activity. Gene Ontology annotation, cellular component: Golgi stack; endoplasmic reticulum-Golgi intermediate compartment; endoplasmic reticulum.
ACCAAACCCAAACCGAUUUCUAGGAGGGGUUUGCCCCACAAUUGUGCAGAAAAUAUUUCGACUGCACAGGCAAAAUAUGGCUCACUGAACGUAUCGAAGUGAAAGUGUAUAAAAUUUCGCCCAUGCGAAAGUGGAAUCUCUCAGCAUGUAAUGCUUAGUGAAUAAAACUCGUUUAGUAGAUAUAGACAACUUUGUGCCCUCCAUGAAUGAAAUGGUGAUAUCAGAAAUCAUGAAAAUGGGUCUGAUUGCUUCUUCGCUGCGCAGGCGUGGUUGCUUGUACGGGAUAGUUCUCGUCUUGAUCCCGUGCACCGUGCUGAUCGUAGUAAUCGGCACCGACUACACGACUGAACAAUCGAUGUCUCAGCGCAUGGCCGAGUUUCAGAUGCGAAUGCAGUAUCUGGAAUCUAUGUACCGCACAAAACAGGAGGACGUCGCUAUACUUUCGCAGUAUCUUCGCCUGGCCGUGAACGGUGGCAGAGGUGUUGGUGGUAGCUCGACCAGUUCCACGGAUGGCGUGAAUAUAUCGUCACUGGCAAACUUGGACUUGCUGGAGGGUUUGAGCGCCGAUUCCCGAUCGCUAAUACGCAACGUAACAUCGUCCGUACGGCUGGCCGAGAACCUGAAGUUGCCAACGGCUUUCCACUUUUUGCCGCACCUGCUGGACGAUUCGGCAUCAUUGCAACCAAGUUUCAUUGAAAGCAAGAAACGGCAAGGUGUAAGCAUCGUGCUCGGUAUUCCAACAGUGAAGCGCGAUAAGCAGUCAUAUCUGGUGGAAACAAUAGACAAUCUCAUUUCCAAUAUGGACGAAGAAGAGCAGAAUGACACUAUGGUUGUAGUAUACGUCGGAGAAGCAGAUCUCGACUAUGUGAAGCUCGUAGCGCACCAUAUACGCAAUCGUUUCGGCAGCUACAUCGAUAGUGGAUUUCUGGAAAUCAUUGCACCAUCCGCUUCCUACUAUCCCAACAUGAACAAUCUUCGUCAGACGCUGAACGAUUCGUUGGAGCGCGUGCGAUGGCGUUCGAAGCAGAAUCUCGACUUUGCUUUCUUGAUGGCGUAUGCGCAGCCAAAAGGUGCCUUCUACCUGCAACUGGAGGACGACAUCCUGACGAAGAAAGGCUUUGUGACGAUUAUGAAAAACUUUGCUCUGGAGAAGACGGCAAUGAAGGAGCACAGUAAUUGGUUUGUGCUUGACUUUUGUCAACUAGGUUUCAUAGGCAAAAUGUUCAAAUCAGCCGAUCUGCCUUGGUUAAUAACAUUUUUUCAAAUGUUUUACAACGAUAAACCCGUAGAUUGGCUUUUGUACCACUUGAUAUACACUAAAGUUUGCAGCGUAGAGAAAGAUGGGAAAAGUUGCAAACAGGAAAUGACAAAACUGUGGAUACAUUACAGACCCUCACUGUUUCAGCACAUUGGAACACAAUCCUCGCUCAGGGGCAAGGUGCAAAAGUUAAAGGACAAACAAUUCGGCAAAAUCCCCAACUUUCAUCCGCAUCGAAAUCCUCCGGCCAACGUUCGGUCAGGCAUUCAACCAUACAAAUCCUACACAUUGCAGAAAGCUUACGCUGGUGAUAGCUUCUUCUGGGGACUGAUGCCGCAGCCUGGAGACUUGAUUGAGUUUCGCUUCAAACAGCCCACCAUUGUCCGCAGAUAUCUGUUUCGUAGCGGAAACUUUGAGCAACCGUCAGACCGGUUUUAUAACACCACCGUCGAGGUGCUACCGGCCGGAUCAAAUGCGUCGGCAAUCAGUGCCACGUUGCCGUACAACUUAACGAAAGACGGAUUCCUUGUGGUAGGAAGCUUCAACAAUUACGGUAUAGCAGAGGGUGUUAUAGAUUCUAAAAUCGGCAAACUAAAAGAACUUCGAUUGCAUGUCAACAGUGACAGUCAAAACUGGGUCAUAUUGCGCGAAAUCUACUUGCAGAGCAACAGCGUUCGGUGACAGAAGCAUACGCCAAUGAUAGAGCCUUUCGGUUAUAGCAGCAACUUGAAGACAAGGUCUUCGUCGGUGGCACUCGGAUCCUUGGAUACCGCUAAACGCAAGCUGGGACUGCUAGUGGCCGCCUUACCUAAAGUAAACAGGAGCAAACUGUUCCAGCGUAAUCGUGUUAUUUCCUAUACAGGGUCAAAACCUUCAGGUAAAGUCAUAGAUCUCGGAGAGGUCCCGAAACCGGUCAACGCAACAGCGAAUAUCCAGCGCGACGACCAUGCUGGUACGAAUGGAGACAUCCAACAGAAGUUGCAACACUCAAAAUUUGCCUCGUAAUACCAGACCGUUACAAUCACUUGAGGUUAUAAUGCGUGUAUACUCGAUUAUAUAUCUACGGUGUAUGUAUUUUGUGUGAAUGCUUGUUUUCGUCCCAUUGCAUUUUGUACAGUGUUAUCGAGCGCAAUGCGAUAAAACAGACAAUUGGAUGUCUAAUGUGAUCUUCAUUUUUGUUUUUGCGAAUGCACAAUUAGCGAGGGCUUGGCUUGGAAAACCAGUUGAGCAAUCGAAGCGAACAGUAUCUCUUUUUGUGAAUUGCUAAAAAAAAAGGUUUUUACAGAUUUAUGUAAAUGUCAGUGUUUGUUAAUAGGUGUAUAAAUAGCUUAUUGUAAAUGUAAACAGGAUUUUAUACAAAUAACCAAUGCACGUUAAAUGAAUAUGAAAAGGUUAUUGCAAAGAAAGAAGAAAUGGCUGAUCAGAAACUGAAUAUUUGUAUACUUCCCUUCUUUUCCAAACUUACGGGUAUACAACUAGCUACGUUUAAAAGCUACAAUAUGUCUAGAGCCAAUCAUGAUAACCCUACAAGUCCCAAUCCUUCUCCCUAAAA